AUGGAUUUGAAGAAAACGUUGGCUCUUGCACUCAGGCUUGAACAGGCCGAGAAACAAACAGGAGGUCCUGGUGAAAUUAAGGAUGUUGAGGUACGUAUUGUGCUAAAAGAGGAUGCUGUGCCAAAAUUUUGUAAAUAUCGCCCUGUUCCUUACGCGUUGCGUAAAUCAGUAGAAGAUGAGAUUGAUAGGAUGAUUGCUGAAGGUAUUGCUUAUCCCGUUACUAGCUCUCAGUGGGCUACUCCUAUUGUGGUGAUUCAGAAGAAAAGUGGGGUGCGACUCUGCGGGGACUUUAAAGUAACCCUUAAUCAAGUGAUCCAGUCGGAACACUAUCCCUUGCCUCAACCGGAGGACAUUUUUGCUACUCUAGCAGGUUGUAGCUGGUUUUCAGUUUUGGACUUGGAGGCAGCGUAUCUCCAACUUCCUGUGGCGGAGGAGUCCCAACCACUCUUGACUCUAACUACGCACAAGGGCUUAGUGCGUUUGCGACGUCUGCCGUAUGGUUUGUCUUCGGCUCCGGGUCUCUUUCAAGCGGCCAUGGACAAAAUUAUUGGUGGCCUACCUGGGUCAGUGGCAUAUUUGGAUGACGUACUGGUGGGUGGAUCUUCGCAAGAGGAAGCGUUGUCACGCUUGGAGAGUGUUCUUCAACGUCUUCAAAGUUAUGGAGUCAAGACUGACCAUGCUCCUUUAGUGACAAUCUUUGGAAAUAAGCGGGGAGUUCCCUGUGUCGCCGCUGCGCGUCUUCAACGAUGGGCCCUGAUCCUCACCGCCUACAGUUUUGAAGUAAAGUACCGCCGUGGCUUGGACUUGCCACAUGCGGACGCUCUUUCGAGAUUACCGUUACCUGAUGACGACCAAUUGGAGCUGGAUUCCAACUACAUCUCUCAUGUUUCUUCCCUGGUAGAGGCCUUUGACUGUUUCAAAUUGGUGAGUGAUCUCAAUCCUAUUACUGCUAAGGAUAUCGCUCGACUUACUGAUACUGAUCCUGUUUUGACAAAGGUCAGAGAUUUCAUUUGGCAUGGAUGGCGUGAUAGUCAAGAUUCUGAGCUGGUUGCUUAUUUUCGAAGAAGGGAUGAGUUGUCCGUAGAGAACCAGUGUGUUUUAUGGUGUACAAGGAAUGCUGUGGCUAAGGUGCCAUUAUGUCAGUGGCCUAGAGCUUCAAGUAGGUGGCAGCGCAUCCACGUGGAUUAUGCGGAAGACCCACUAACAAGACAACAAAUGCUCAUAGUUGUUGAUAGUUUUAGCAAAUGGCUAGAAGUGUUUAUCAUGAAAUCUACUACAUCGUUUAAAACCAUUGAAAAACUGCGUACGCUGUUUGCGUCUUUUGGCCUACCGGAAGAAUUGGUCAGUGAUAAUGGUCCCAAUUUUGCCAGUGAGGAAUUCAGAGAAUUUCUGAGCAACAACGGUAUUAAGUUUACGCUCUCACCUCCUUACCAUCCUGCCUCGAAUGGGGCUGCAGAAAGAUUUGUACAGGAAGUCAAGAAGAACCUUAAAAGACAGGUUAUGGCUAGUGGUUCUGAGACCAUUUCUUUACAACAUAAAUUGGAUAAUUUCCUCUUUGCAUUUCGCAACACACCCAGUACUGUCACUGGUGUUACCCCUGCGGAAUUGUUCCUUCAAUGGAAACCGAGAACUAAGUUGACAAUGCUUAAACCCUGUUUAUUGUCAGCCAUUGAUAAGAAGAGGGAGGCGCAGAAGGAAGCAGCCGAUAACCAUCGGGGACGUUUCAGAUCCUUUGUGGAGGGAGAAAAGGUGCUUGUGAAGUCAGUACGGCAGGAGAUCAUUUCUUGGAUUCCUGGGAGAAUUUUGGAGCGGAAAAGUCCGUCUACUUAUGUGGUGAGCGUCCUGGGAGGUAAAAUACGUUUCUGCCACGCUGAUCAUUUGAGAUCUAGUAAGUUGACUGAGGAAGAGGAAGUUACAGUCAAUAGGCCGGUAGUGCAGUCUCCGAUCAAAUCCCCUGAGAACAAGUCUGCUGUGGGAAUACAAACUCCGCCAGAGCGAUCACCUCGUGUCAUGGAAACUCGGAAUACAUCACCAAGACAACAACGGAGUGUAUGCCUACCUAAGUCUCCAGCUACGCACACUACAGAAGAGCAUCCCGAAGUGCAGCCCAGCCACACACACGAACUCAAUAAUCUUCUGGCCAUGUAA
Messenger RNA from Macrosteles quadrilineatus (aster leafhopper), 2148 nucleotides. RefSeq lists its product as uncharacterized. Gene Ontology annotation, biological process: DNA integration. NCBI's taxonomy places the organism in Eukaryota, Metazoa, Arthropoda, Insecta, Hemiptera, Cicadellidae. The transcript has 4 exons. Bases 1 to 2148 code for a protein of 715 amino acids. The record is from RefSeq and is a predicted model, not a curated record. Gene Ontology annotation, molecular function: nucleic acid binding.